Phycodurus eques (leafy seadragon) is the source of this 905-nucleotide messenger RNA. RefSeq names its product chemokine (C-C motif) ligand 27a (gene ccl27a). Gene Ontology annotation, biological process: immune response. The coding region runs from base 306 to 650 and encodes 114 amino acids. Lineage: Eukaryota; Metazoa; Chordata; Actinopteri; Syngnathiformes; Syngnathidae. Gene Ontology annotation, cellular component: extracellular region. Gene Ontology annotation, molecular function: chemokine activity. The record is from RefSeq and is a predicted model, not a curated record. The transcript is spliced from 3 exons.
AGAUAAUCCGAUAAUGAUGUGGUUACUGCGUCGUGGAUUGCGCCUAUUGCGGGGGGUGGUCCGGAACCUAACCCUCGAUAAUAAUAUCAUAUAAACGAUGUCAAUUAACACUCCUUGACAACGUCAGCAUUAUCUCUGGCAGGAUUUUAGACACAGCUCUUGUAGUUAUAUUCGUCGAACCUGUGAUCUGCUUCCCAAUAUCUGUGAAUGCUGGUCAUCAAUUAAGCUGUAACCUGUCAGAGCUUGUUUGAGCGCUGUGUUGUUCGCCCGCCUCUCUCCAUGGGCUGGUACUCAAGUAGUAUUGUAUGUAUAUAAAGAGUGGAAGAACACAUUUUCUGCACCUCACGUUCUCUGCCAUCAUGGGCCUGAAAGUGGUCGUGGUGACCUUGUGCCUCGUGGCUUUGGCCAUCGACUCUACUGAAGGUGGCAUCAGUAAAUGCUGCAUUAAAACCAGAAAGAAUGUCCCCAAACCAGUACUCAUGAAGGUCCGAAGAUGGUACAUGCAGGACAGCAGAGGCCCCUGUGACAUCGACGCUCUCGUCAUGUAUGCGGGGCCCUGGAAGAAGCCCAUUUGUGCUCAUCCCAACGUGGAGAAAGAUCUGAACAGGGUUCAGAAGAUAAAGCAGAUGAGGCUGGGAAAAGCACACUGACAAGUGGAGUAAAUGUCUCAAUGUGGCUUGAGUUACACAUAUUUUGCUUCCAUUCAUCAUUACUUCUGAUCGACAAUGGAUCCAAUUUUGGUUUUGGUACAUUCCUAUUCAUGACUGCUCCUGUUGAUAUAGCCUGGGGCUUGCAGCACUGACUUGGCUUAUUUUAGUUUUUGUGAUGCCAAACGAUCUCCCUCAUUGUUUCUGCUGGAAUCAUUUUAUUUGCAAAUUAAAAAAAACACACUGUGUUGAAUACUA